AGAAGAAAAUACAAAACCGAAGCAAAACAGUUUGUUUAUUGUUUUGAUAUCAAAGGUCAUCAACAUAUGGGAAAAUAAUGCUGAUUGUACUUGUUUUCUUCUAUGAACAAAUGAAUCGAUUUUAUUCUGCUUGAGUGAGUCAUUUAGAACAGUUGCAGUAGUGUAUCGAAUUUCUAAAGAAUGUACGUCAAAUUUGCAAAUUUGUUGUUAUGUUAUCUGUGCUUUUUUGAACCGGUUUCGUGUGCUCGAAGUUUCUGGCGGGGAAAAAAAUUCACGCAGGAUGGCCCAAGUCGUGUGCUUACCUCAUGGCAGUCUAAAAACGUCGAAACGUUGUGGUUCGGACAAUGGCUCGAUCACAAUGAUGCAACAAAUCCUACAACCUGGAAGCAACGGUAUUAUGUGAAUGAUGAGUUCUUCAAGCGGAAAAAUAAUAAAGCUCCAGUGUUUCUAAUGAUUGGAGGGGAAGAAGAAGCCACUGCUAGAUGGAUGAAAGAAGGAGCAUGGAUCCACUAUGCUAGGGAGCAUGGUGCCUUGUGCUUCCAGCUGGAGCACCGUUUCUAUGGCAAAAGUCGUCCCACGGCCGAUUUAUCCACGGAAAACUUGGCUUACCUAACAUCGGAACAGGCACUGGCUGAUUUAGCAUUCUUCAUUGAAGCCAUGAAUGAAAAGUACCAAUUAACCAGCCAAAACCGGUGGAUUGCAUUCGGUGGCUCAUAUCCAGGCUCACUGGCAGCUUGGCUACGGGAGAAGUAUCCGCAUUUGGUUUACGGCGCCAUUAGUAGUAGUGGUCCUCUGUUGGCAAAGAUAGAUUUCACGGAAUAUUUCGAUGUUGUGGUAGAUUCUCUUGGAAGCUACUCAAAACAAUGUGUUGAAAAUGUGCAUACUGCCAUGUCACAAAUGGAAAUACUCCUCAAACACAUGAUAGGCCAACGUAGUUUGACUGACAAAUUUCGCUUGUGCGACCCUGUAGAAAAAUCUAUUUCAAAUCCGUUGGACAUAUCCGGUCUCUUCGAAGCAGUCGCAAGCAAUUUUGCCGGGAUCGUUCAAUAUAACAAGGAUAACAGUCCGCAUGCGAAGAUCACAAUUGAUCAGGUCUGCGAUGUUAUGGUUAAUCAGAGCAUUGGAGUACCAGUUUCGAGACUAGCAGUUGUUAAUGAGAUGGUCAUGAAACAAGAUGAAGUUAAAUGUUUAGACUACGUUUAUGAUAAAACAAUUAAGCAAAUGAAGAACACUUCUUGGGAGUCGGAUGUUGCUACUGGAGCUCGUCAGUGGACUUACCAAACAUGCAACGAGUUUGGUUUCUACCAAACAUCCGAUGAUUCAAGUAAGGUAUUUGGGGAUCGUUUCCCGGUGGAAUUCUUCUUACGUCAGUGCACCGACAUUUACGGUAAGAAGUUCAAUGCAAAAUCUUUGGACCGAGCAAUUUAUCGAACUAAUACGAAUUACGGAGCACUGGAUCCAUCCACCAGGAAUGUUUUGUAUGUGCAUGGCUCGAUUGAUCCGUGGCAUCGAUUGGGAUUGAUCGAAAGUAAUGAUAUUAAUACGCCCACUAUCUUCAUUAAUGGUACUGCUCACUGUGCCAAUAUGUACGAGCCAGUGGAUGAUGAUUUCCCUCAGCUCAAAGCGGCUCGUGUCAAGAUCGAUGAUUACAUCGCCAACCUACUCAAAUUUGAAUAAUUUCAUCCACAAUUUACUCUAACCACUCUUUUUUAUUUCAAGAUAUUAGAAUGCAUCAAAAUAAAGUAAAGUUUACCUAUAAUCUA
Toxorhynchites rutilus septentrionalis is the source of this 1763-nucleotide messenger RNA. Its product is annotated as putative serine protease F56F10.1. NCBI's taxonomy places the organism in Eukaryota, Metazoa, Arthropoda, Insecta, Diptera, Culicidae. The transcript has 2 exons. Gene Ontology annotation, molecular function: dipeptidyl-peptidase activity; serine-type exopeptidase activity. The record is from RefSeq and is a predicted model, not a curated record. Gene Ontology annotation, biological process: proteolysis. Bases 181 to 1677 code for a protein of 498 amino acids.